UGAACGUUAGUUGUGAUAAUUUUAUAUUUUUGUGAUGUUUAUGUACAUGUUUGCUAGAUUCUAUUUUUAAUAAAUGGUAGAUGAAAUCGAUUUACCCAAUGAUGUGUUGGAAGUGCCAAAAGACGGCGAAUGGAUAAUUUGUGGAGAUUCUGGAGAGGAUAGUAAAUGGUAUACUCAUGAAUCUGGAAAAUGGAUGUAUAAUUCAGAAGAGCAUGUAUACUUCCAUAUAGAAUCGCAAAAAAUAGUGCCUGAUUUAGCAUAUUUCGAGGCGAAAAAUGAGGAAAAUCACCCAGACGAUUAUCAAGACGGUGUCGAUUUACAAUAUCAAGAUGAACUUGGGGAUCCGAAUCAAUCAGAAAUCGAUCUAGAAAAUGAAUCAGAAGAAGAAAUUUCAAUGGAUUUUAACAAAGAUCUGAUAGCGGGAACAGAAUCUCGAAUGGGAAAUCUUGAUUCUAAGAUUGAGAACGAAGAUCGGUUCAUAACGAGAGAAUCCAUGUCAAUUCAAAAGUUAACAAAUUCCGAUGCCUUGUGCUACUUUUCAGGAGUUUUUGACGGUCAUUACGGCCCAAAAUGCGCCGAAUACAUUGUGAGACAUUUAAAGAACAAUGUUUUGACAGUUUUCUUACAAAAUAUAAAGACUUACUCUACUUUGAAGAAGAGAAAGUUAUUUACAAAAGCGAAUUUAAGUUGUUCAAUAAAUGAAUUCCCAGUACAAACAGACAACCGAUCUCGGGUGGUGGACAACCGAGACCACAAAGAUGGUACACAGAAAGAUUAUAGUACAAUUAAGAGGUUAAAUGAGUUAAGUGAUGAGGUCUUUGUGUUUAUACACUCAAUAUCGAAGGCUAUAGAAAUUAUAGAUAAUAAUUUUUGCUCAUACGCCCAAAAAAAAUCCAUUUUUGAUGGUAGCACCUUGAAUGUGGCGUUCUUCUUCGGACCAGAUUCAUUCGGUUCUUUGAAGUUGAUUUUAGCUAAUUUGGGAGAUUCGAGGUCCAUUUUAUGUGUAAGAGAGGGUAACAAGUAUGUGGCCAAGGAUUUAACAAAGGAGCACAAACCAAAUGAUAAAUUAGAAAGGGAGCGAAUUUUGAAGAAUAAUGGACUUGUAGAGUAUUUGCAAGGCUGUUGGAGAGCUAUUUUGCGUAAACCAGACGGGAAUGUUUGCGCAAUUUCUACCUCCAGAACUGUUGGAGACUACAUUUUUAAAACGCCAGACAGUAUCGUUGGUUCACAACCGGACCUCUACGUCCACGACGUUGAUUUCGAUGACCACAUCUUCCUAGUACAGUGCACUGACGGAGUAACAGAUGCUCUUUCUUCACAGGAAAUUGUUGAUACGGUUGUUGACUGUAUAAAAUUGGGUUAUGAUCCCAAGACGGCUGCUAAGAAGGUGGUUAAUAAAGCGGAGGAUAGAGGGUCAUCGGACGAUAAAACCUGUAAUAUUAUCUAUUUCGGAUGGCAUAAGAAUCUGUUUUCAAAGUUAAGCCCUGAAACCGGUGAGGGAGAAAAGGAAGUAGAAUCAGAAGAAUUGAAACAAGAAGAAGAGGAUAUAUUUUAAUGUGUAAUAAUUUUAUUAAACACUGCC
This is a messenger RNA of Theileria parva strain Muguga, 1582 nucleotides long. RefSeq names its product Protein phosphatase 2C family protein. The coding region runs from base 74 to 1555 and encodes 493 amino acids. Gene Ontology annotation, biological process: protein dephosphorylation. Gene Ontology annotation, molecular function: protein serine/threonine phosphatase activity. Lineage: Eukaryota; Apicomplexa; Aconoidasida; Piroplasmida; Theileriidae. The record is from RefSeq and is a predicted model, not a curated record. The transcript is spliced from 6 exons.